CGACCUCACACAAAACGCGCUCUCGGGGUCCAUCCCUGCCUCCAUCGGCUCCCUCACUGACCUCGGAGAUCUGGGCCUUGAUUACAACAACUUCUCGGGCUCCAUCCCUUCCUCUAUUUCCCUACUUGGUUCUCUCUAUACCCUUGACCUGAGCUAUAACCAACUGUCCGGCCCCAUCCCCGAUCAAAUUGGUUCCAUGACUUCCCUCAGCAAACUUGAUCUUUCGGACAACCAACUUUCGGGCAGCAUCCCUUCAACCUUGGGAGCACUCUCCUAUAUGGGAUACCUAGACCUUUCAAAUAACCAGCUUUCACGCAUCCCAGCCUCUUUGGUUGCACUCGACCUAAUGUCUGUCAU
Molecule: messenger RNA, 357 nt
Organism: Closterium sp. Naga37s-1
Lineage: Eukaryota; Viridiplantae; Streptophyta; Zygnematophyceae; Desmidiales; Closteriaceae
Source: the annotation of a GenBank genome assembly